AUGAAGCCUCUUAUUGAAAUUGAAUCGGUGAAGGCUAUCAUUCAAGGUUACCUUCCUGGAAUUAUACUAAAAAUAUUUCUGAUUCUUCUUCCAACAAUCAUAAUGACGAUGUCAAAAAUAGAGGGGUUUACUGCAUUAUCGGCUUUGGAGACUCGGUCAGCUGGAAAAUAUUAUUUAUUUUUGCUUGUGAAUGUGUUUCUUGGAAGCAUCAUUACAGGAACUGCUCUUCAGCAACUUCAAGGACUCUUGAAUCAGUCCCCAACCAUGAUUCCACAAACCGUUGGUGUAUCCAUCCCAAUGAAGGCCACAUUCUUCAUAACAUAUGUGAUGGUAGAUGGUUGGUCAGGCAUAGCUGCAGAGAUUCUGAGACUGGUUCCGUUGGUGGUUUUUCACUUGAAAAACACGUUUUUGGUGAAAACAGAAAAGGACAGAGAACAAGCCAUGGAUCCUGGUUCCUUGACUUGGGCAAUAUCAGAGCCUCGCAUACAACUAUACUUUUUGCUUGGAUUAGUCUACUCCACUGUCACCCCUGUUCUACUCCCAUUCAUUGUUGUCUUUUUUGCCUUCUCCUUUUUGGUUUUUCGCCAUCAGAUUAUCAAUGUGUACGAUCAGAAGUAUGAGAGUGGAGCGACAUUUUGGCCAGAUGUUCAUCGCCGGAUAAUCAUUGGAUUGAUACUUUCACAGUUUCUGUUCUUGGGAUUGCUCAACACCAAAAAGGCAUACAACGCAACAUAUUUCCUGAUUCCACUUCCUAUCUUGACCUUCUGGUUUUUUAGAGUUUGCAAGGGGCGCUUUGAAUCUCAAUUCAAGAAAUUCCCGUUAGAGGAUGCAAUGAAAAAAGACACACUAGAGAAGGCAACAGAACCAAACCUCAACAUAAAAACGUAUCUGCAAGAUGCAUACGUGCACCCGGUUUUCAAGGGUGCAAUAGAGUUUGAGAGACCGAGGGUGAUUGAUGAGGAAGAAAACAAUCCACUGGUGUUGACAAAGAGGAGUUUUCAUAGACAUCAUCAUGGUAAACAAAAACAAGAAGAAGAAGAAGACACUUCUGAGGACAGAAUGGAGACGUCGUCGUCCAAGGGAGGUUCUACUUCUAAAGCAGGUCCGACAGUGAUAACGGCGCAGGACAAGCUGUGA
Messenger RNA from Lactuca saligna, 1137 nucleotides. The record is from the annotation of a GenBank genome assembly. Lineage: Eukaryota; Viridiplantae; Streptophyta; Magnoliopsida; Asterales; Asteraceae.